CUCCGCUUCACGUUGGAGCAUUCCGCAAGCUUCAGCGCCAGGUGGUAAAAAGGCGGCUAAAUCGUCUUUAUGUCAAGUUUCAUCUCCUGAUACCUCGAGCGAGCCUAAUGGAUUGAUGAACCCGGCACAAACUAGCGAGGAUAAAUCAGAGAAUGUGGCAUCUAAGGAUUAUAGUCUUUUCAGUGAUUCGUCUAUAUGGUAUUCGCCUUUUCAGUCAGGGCUGGAUAUCUCUAUUGAGAGCGACCAAGAGCAUGGAAAACAUAGAUCUAGGUCGAACUCAGGGCCCAGGAUACAGAUUGAUUCUUCUAAUACCCAGAGCAACCCCAAUCUUAGUCAGUUGCUACCUCCCUCCUCAUUUUUUGAAUCAUCGCCAAGAACACCAAGAAUCAUGCCCUUUAAUCAGCAUCAUCAAGAAAACACACUGGACAUCGAAAGAUGGUCAACACGGAGAUCGCCGCCACUAUUAGCAUCAUCUACAGUUUCAAUACAGGAGUCGGAUUACGUGAACCCAAGGGAUUAUUUUAGAGGUAGCCAGAGCGCCAGCAGUAGUAGGAGAGCAUCGAUUGAAAAUAACUUGACGGAGUCAUUGUUGUGCGGGAGAUCAAGAAUGUUUGCCUCGUCUCCUCCUAGUUCGUCAAUUUCACGUCCAUUGCCUCUAUCAGAAGAAAAUAAUGGACUGAUCUCAGGGUCGAUAUUUCUUCCACCUCAGUUUAACUCCUCAGCAACCCCUGCUGCUUCCACUGUUUUUGCAUCCAAUCCAGUUGCGUCGACUCCAUCAGUCAUAAAUCACUCUAUACGGACAGAAAACAGGUUCUCUGAUCCGAUCGAGCCCCAAUUUCCGGCGUUCAUGAACCCUUGGGAAACAAACUACUCAUACCAAACGGAACCGACUACAUCAGAGGCUUUCCUCGCUUUCGGAUCCUCAUCGACACUGAGUACUGUGGACCAUGCUACUGAUCGUGACCGGCACUCUAGUCUUCUCAGAGUUAUGAAUGCGGACAACAGGAUUGGUUCAAACGGGAGUAGUGAGGGGUUACAUCAUAUGCAAGACAAGGAAAUCGAGAGAGAGGCUAUCCGUCAAGGGUUUUUUUUCCCCAGCCUUGCUCAUCAUUCAAAUGCUUCAUUAUCAUCCGCCGAUACAACAAGCUUUCAUCCGUAUGCUUCAAUUGAAAUGUCUUUAGCCGCAGCAGCAAAUCAGCCACCGCCUCUCUUUAAGGAGCUGCAAUACAAUUUUGUGGAGUUGACAAUACAAGAUGUUAUGAAAAAUCAAGUUGCAACAGAGGAAAGCAAUCAGAUCCAAUCAUCUCCGAUAGAAAUCAAUGAAAAAAAGCCCAAGGACAGACAUCGACAUGGGAGAUCUCGCUCAGGACACCACAAAUCAGCCUCUCUAGGCUCAUUUUUUUCAUCCGGUCCGUCUGCCACAGACGUACCAGACAGUGGAACCGUUGAUGUUCAAUCGAAUACUAGAGGAACCUCUUCAUCGAAUCGUACCAUACAUAAUGGCGGACUGACUAUACAUUCCAGGCAAGGGCGUUAUCAAGGGCAUGGAACUGGAAAGGAUUUUGACGGAGCAUCGACCAUAUCUGGGCGUCAUCGUACUGUGACUGACCAAGAAACCCGACAUAAAAACGUUAGUAAACAACAGCACUUUGAUUCUAACAGCUUAAAGCGAUCAUUAAAAAAGGAUCAUCACUUUUAGAAUAGAUAUGCUGUUACACUUUUUCAUUCCCCUUUCUAGAUUUAUUAAAAUAAAAGCGAUGGCCUUUUUUAUUUCUUCUUUUACAUGGUACAAAGAUAUACAAAUACAGUAGUAUUAUGAUUAAUUGGCUUCCACAGAUUGACGAAGUGCUCAUGAACAAGCUUAGUUAUCUGCAAA
Messenger RNA from Lobosporangium transversale, 1876 nucleotides. RefSeq lists its product as hypothetical. The transcript has a single exon. The record is from RefSeq and is a predicted model, not a curated record. The coding region runs from base 116 to 1699 and encodes 527 amino acids. Lineage: Eukaryota; Fungi; Mortierellomycota; Mortierellomycetes; Mortierellales; Mortierellaceae.